Messenger RNA from Phasianus colchicus (ring-necked pheasant), 3427 nucleotides. The record is from RefSeq and is a predicted model, not a curated record. Lineage: Eukaryota; Metazoa; Chordata; Aves; Galliformes; Phasianidae.
UGGCUAAUAGAAAAAUGAAAUACUAUUCCAUUCAAACUUCUUGUUUUCUUCUUUUUUUGUUCCUUCUGGAGUACAGGUGGUACACUCCCUGCUCUGAUGAAUCCGUGCUCACUAUCACAGUCUAUUUCUCUGGUAAAAGGAAUCUGCUGUACCAUAUCAGACAUGAAUGCAGAUCAAACGAUGGUCACACAGAAAACUUUAGUGGAGCAGUUAGUGAAAAGGUAUCCAGGCAUUGCAGUUCCCUCCCAGAAAAUCUUAUACAACAUCCUUGGCACUCUAAUUAAAGAAAGGAAGAUCUAUCACACAGGAGAGGGAUAUUUCAUCGUUACCCCCAACACCUACUUUGUCACAAAUGAUGCUGCAGAAUACAGUAACAGGGUCUGGCGGACAGACAGUGAGGACGCUUACCAGGCAAACUGGGAAAGCUGUGCAGACCCAGUGAAAGAAAACAUUGCUACAGUAUCCCGUUGUCUCCCUGGCCAGAAUAUGCUCUGUGAACAAAGACUUGAGCAGCUAAUGAACCAGGAACCAAUGGGAGGAGGCAAGAAAGGCUGCAGUGAAGGGGAGCCUUUGAUUCAAACUCAGGUCAUCUCUUCAUCAGCUGAAAACCAUUCCUGGAACACUAUGAAAACCCUGACAUCAGUGAAAGAGAAACUGAAAUGCAGAAGAUUUGGCAUUGGCCUUUUCUGGAGAAGUACUUCUAAAAAAGAAAAACAUAAGGAGUACUCUACAUUUUCAGCCCAGUUUCCCCCCAGGGAGUGGCCAGUCAGAGAUGAAGAUGACUUAGAUAAUAUUCCACGUGAUGUUGAACAUGAAAUCAUCAGGUGUAUUAACCCUACUCUUACCGUUGAUAAUUUGAUUAAACACACAAGAUUAAUGCAAAAUUUUGAGGAGAGGAAAAAAAAUACUACUAAGGAUACCUCGGCUGAAGUGUUAACACUAAGGCAAAAGUGUCUUUCAAAGGAGUGUGUUCAAAAGACACAAAUUAGAACAUCAAAACACAAAAGGAAAACAAAGCCAAACAAAGAGAAGCAAAUCAGCAGAAACAACAGGAAAUCUCAUGUGCACGAGCCAACACCCCAAAGUGAGAAGCUGGAAGAGAACAUUUCACUGCUUGUCACAAGCCAACAGCCGCUGGAUGCAGCGGUGGAAUCCCAGGUCAUAUAUAAAAAGCAAAUUAAGAAUCCUUUUCAGGGUCUCUCAUGGAGACACAGCUUUUAUGCAAAAGCACACAAGGGUCGUAUUAACAGCCAGCGGAAGUCCAGGAGACGAAAGCAGGAAAGGGAUUUACAAAGGUUUACAAAGUCUUUGGACUCACCCAGAGCUUCUGAAUAUGAAGCUGAACAACUGCUUGCUGAAAUGCAGGCUGACAACACUAAGCAAAACAAAUUACCCCAAGCUCAUAGGUUUUCUUUUCAAUUAAAGAAAAACAGUUUAAGUGACAAUGUUAGUUAUCUGCACAGCAGUACUUUGCGAAUAGAUGAUAAACAUAAAUACUUUCUGGAGAGUAAUGUUUCUGAAGACAAUGUCUACAGAGGAACUGUGAAAAGAAAUCCUGGAGAUAUUAAAAAAUCCCCAGACUUCUACACUGAAGAUAAAAGUGUGCGUAAAGAAAAAGCAAAACAUUUACUACAUCUGAAAGGUGAAUGUUGCAGGUACAAGGCUGAUGCUGAAUGUGAGUUGUUGGACCAAGCAGCAAAUGAAUUUCAAAACGUCCAUCUCUCAAAUUAUACAACCAGUGUUACAAGGGAAAAAGAAUUUAGUGUGACAUACAGACAAAAGACUGAUAAAAAGAAUGAACUUGUAUUUAAAUAUGACUGUACCAACUGUCCUGCAUCAAUGAAGUUGGAAAGUGAUAGAUUUAACAACAAAUGCCAUCUUCAGAACCAGAAAGUACAUGAUUGUGACAAGUGUAGUUUGUUGCAUCUGGAUGACAAGUUUGAAUGCAAAGAACCACAUCAAUUGCUUUCUUGCCAUGCAUUUUCAGUCACAAGAGACUGGAGUAAAGCUGUGCAAAAGGUAGGGACUACUCUAAAAAUCUCUAAGCUUAAUAUUUAUCCAAACCGAUAUAAUACAACUGUAAAUAGACAUGAAUCUGGAGGGUAUGGAUAUAAAGGAAGUGCUGAUUUUGCAGAAUCAAUUUGUGGCUCAAGAAAGCAUCAAAAGCCAGACCUCGCAGAAGAAAGUUGUUUGUGCAGCCAGGUUCUUCCAGUGGUAUCCAGAAAGGAGGAAGAAACCAGCUUUACUGAAUGCAUGAAGGCUUCAGCUGUAGAUUUCUGUGACACUAAUGAGGCUGACGCUUUGCAGAACCGCACCUGUGAGAUGGCAGAAGUAGUGGCAUGCCACAGUCUGGGCCCACAAGCCAAAGAAACAAGAAUCCCCCCAGGAAAAACCGGUCUCAUUUUAAAGAAUAAAUACACUGUGAUAUCAGGACAGAAUCACACAGAAGGGGUAGAAAACCACAGCAUUACAGGAGACAGUGGAAUUGACUCCCCAAGGUAAGAAAACACAUGUAACAUAGUCAUAAUCUAAUUAACAACAAUCGUAUUUGUGUAGACCUUUUGCUGUAUAUCCCCAGCAGCAAAACUGGUAUUAUCUUUUACUUAUGACCCAGAAAUACUCAACAUUUAUAGUGCUUCCAUGUCAUAUUCCAUAAACUUUCUGCCUAAACCUGCUAUGCAUAUGCUACUGUUUGUAUUUUGCAUUUACACUCAUAGUACAAAAUGGAGAUGCAGAAAUGCUCAGGAACAUGGAUAAACUCAACGUGUUUUGUUAGCAAGACUAUCCAGCUUGCCAUAUGCCAUUAUAGAUAUUGUCAUAGUUACCCUGGUUGUAGGUGAAGAAUAAAAUGUGUUUUAUAAAGAUGUCCAAUCUUUGUAAUACUUAAAGUACAAAAUAUCCAUCUUGCUCACAACAGACAGGAGAAUGUGCACACCACCUUGAAGGAGAGGCUCGCUUUGUCGGGUACCUGUAGCCUGUAACUAUGUACUUUUUUGAAAAGAUUUUUUGGAAGUUUCUUAAUGGAAAACAAAUUGAUAUUAAACAAAUUUUACAUAGUUGCACAUGGGUAAGACUUACACAGCUGUUAACCUAAUUGGCAAGAACCUAAGUUAAAAUGCUGUGUGGGGGAAAAUUACAUCAAUUUCUGAUAGCAUUCUGUGUUCUUAAGGCCUUAAAUAACUGGUGCUUAAGUGCAAUUAAAUCACUCAGAUCCUCAUUUGGUACAUAUCAUCACCUUGAACAGCUUAUAUAUACAGAAGCAAAUCAGAUCUUACCGUUUUUAAGGAAAUGCUGAUGGAGUGGGGUUCUGGUUGUUUUGUUUUUCCCUUAAGCAGCUUUUUGGCACAGUUCUCCUGUAUUCCUUGGACGCGGCCCCUUGGAGCCCGUCGGUCAGUCUGGUGGUAUUGACGCCACCCGAGGUAGCAGA